AUUGAUAAAGAGCUUUUGACAAAGAUGAGAACACAAUUUGAGGAAAAUCGAUGGGCAAUCCCAUCUUUGGUUCAUAAAAUUCAAGUGGAUGAUUAACACAACCAACAAUCCAUACAAAUUCCUCCCAAAUUUGCCUCCCUUCCCUUCCUUCUUCUCUCCUUCUCUAUCUCUUAAUGCGAAACUUGGGACCCAUAAAAUCAUGGAUUUCGAAGCUCGACGACGUCGUUUAGCUGUACUAUGCGCGCAUCUUUGCCCUUCUCGCUUCGAUUCACGCCACACCCACAUCGUAUCCACAUCGAAUUGCUCGUCUAACACUUCCAAUCUUCAACUGGAUUGCGUUUUUUGCCAGAUUAUUCAGGGUUAUUCCCCUGCUUUUAAGAUUUACGAAGAUGAUACGUGCCUUUGCAUUUUGGAUACAAAUCCACUGAGUCGUGGGCACUCUCUUGUUAUACCAAAACAUCAUUAUUGUUCCUUGGAUGUAACUCCGCCAUCGGUGAUAGCUUCCAUGUGCUCAAAAAUACCCUUCAUCAGCAAUGCAAUUAAGAAAGCAACAGGCUGUGAUUCCUUCAACCUGUUGGUCAACAAUGGUGCCGCUGCUGGUCAAGUCAUAUUUCAUACACACAUACAUAUAAUCCCACGAAAGGUGCAUGAUAGUUUGUGGGCUUCAGAGAGCUUGAGGCGACUAUCUUUGAAAUUGGAUCAAGACGCACCUCGUCUUGCAGAAAGCAUACGAGAACAGAUUGUAGUUGCAAAUAAAGAGGAAAAACGCAAGGAUCAAGGAUCCGAUUUGCCUGGGAUAUCUAGAGAUUGAUCCCUUAAAUGUAAUCUUUGUACACUAAUUUGAUUUAAAUACCUAAUGGAUUGCUUCAUUCACUUGAGUCUGGUAUCUUGAAAGCAUGUAGAAAUAUCCAUUAUUGUAUAAAAAUAAGCUAGUUUCAGAUCUAUUGUAAUCUGUAGGGGUGAAAGUUUUUGGUUUGCAUUCCAUACAAAUCCAAAUCAAACUGAAUAAAAUUUGAUUUUGAUAUUUUCAGUUCAAAUUCAAAUCAUAAUAUUUUUAAAUACCAAUCCAAAUUGAACCGAAUAGAUCGAUUUGCACCUACUUGUAUAUGUUCCACCGAAAAUU
Messenger RNA from Amaranthus tricolor (Joseph's coat), 1123 nucleotides. RefSeq names its product adenylylsulfatase HINT3-like. Gene Ontology annotation, biological process: sulfur compound metabolic process; purine ribonucleotide metabolic process. The record is from RefSeq and is a predicted model, not a curated record. Gene Ontology annotation, molecular function: adenylylsulfatase activity. The transcript has 7 exons. Lineage: Eukaryota; Viridiplantae; Streptophyta; Magnoliopsida; Caryophyllales; Amaranthaceae. The coding region runs from base 89 to 811 and encodes 240 amino acids.